Messenger RNA from Pseudomassariella vexata, 648 nucleotides. RefSeq lists its product as uncharacterized. The coding region runs from base 190 to 396 and encodes 68 amino acids. Lineage: Eukaryota; Fungi; Ascomycota; Sordariomycetes; Amphisphaeriales; Pseudomassariaceae. The record is from RefSeq and is a predicted model, not a curated record. The transcript has a single exon.
GUCGAGUUUAUUAGACUCAUACGUCCCUAUCUAGACCUGAAAUGGAUCCCAAGAGCGCCCAUGGGCAGCACGCGGCGAGCCUACGAGUAUUCCGUGUGCUUAGUGGCUUUGCCAUAACUUGAACAGUUCAGGAGUUCUUCCGACGUCGGGUGGGCGUGCAACUCUGAUUCACAUUCACAUUCCAUCUCCAUGUCCACGUAUAUAAGAAUGGACAUCGCUGCACAUUUCCCACCGCUCUUCCAUUUUUUUGUCGCUCUUCUCAUUUCUUGGGUCCUCCACCUCGCUAAAACCCUGUCGUCUUGUUGUCAUUUGUGUUGUCAAUCUAUGACUCCUACAAUACCCCGCCGAAAACUGCAACACAGGCAAGCGCCGAGGUGGAGGCUGGCCACGUUCUGACGAUCGUCCGAUGAAUUUGCUUCAAAGUGGCCGUCGCGUCGCAUUUCGCGCGUUAGAUGCCCUACGCAACUCGACAGGAGCGAUCGAGACGAUCACUUGAAAGCUCCAUCAGCAAAGGCAUAUUGGACGAGGCAUCUGCAAUCGCAUUUACCAGCCUCCCUCUGCGACGAAGUUGUUUUUUUCGCGAUGACGGACCUCCCACGCCCCGUAGCAGUGCAGGGCAUGGCGGCUAGCAUCCUUGUCUGCAUGUGC